AUGGAGAAGUCAGUCAGGUUUGCCGUGGUGUGCGUCGGAGUGUCUCUGCUCAUCUCCUGCCAUCCAGUCGAAGCCUGGUACAAGCAGUCGACCGGGCCCAGUUACUAUUCGGUGGGUCGCGCCUCCGGUUUGCUGUCCGGUAUCAGGAGGUCGCCGUACGUCCGGAGGUCCGAGUCUGAAGAGACGCUGAUGGAGAGCGGGGAGACAGCAGGUAACAACGUGAUCCCAGAAACUAACAGGCAGAUCUCCAUCCUCAAAAGCAUGGCCAUCUGCGUGAAGGACAUCUCUCCAAACCUGAAGAGCUGCGAGCUUCUGCGGGACGGGACGGGUACCUUCCAGUGCAAGGCGGACGUCUUCCUUACCCUGGACUCCCUGGACUGCCUGUCCGCGUGA
Molecule: messenger RNA, 393 nt
Organism: Toxotes jaculatrix (banded archerfish)
Lineage: Eukaryota; Metazoa; Chordata; Actinopteri; Toxotidae
Gene: npb
Product: neuropeptide B
Exons: 2
Coding region: 1-393 (130 amino acids)
Biological process (GO): G protein-coupled receptor signaling pathway; feeding behavior
Molecular function (GO): G protein-coupled receptor binding
Source: RefSeq, a predicted model, not a curated record